UGACAAGGCGCUGGGUAUAUAAAGGUUACGGACCGAGUAAAGAUGGCUAAUAAUGUGUUUUGACGGUAAGGGAACAUCAUUUAAAUGCGUGUAGUGAAGAGAAUAUGAACGUUUGAUGAAAAUAAGAUGUUCUUAUGACGUUCAAGAUGAAAAUAGAAUACGCUGUUUUAUAAAGAUAUUAACUUAAGUGUCUCUGAUGCCACCAUGGAAGAAGGACAUUACGUCACCGUUCAUGGUCGAAACAUCACCCAGAAUGCUUUUCUGCCAUCAACGCCAACCAUGUCGGUCGACCGGCUGUUCCCGGCGCUGCUCGAGUGUUUCGGCAUCAUCCUGUGCGGCUAUGUGGCCGGCCGCAGCGAGAUCAUCAGCGUGGGACAAACCAGGAGCCUGAGUAGCUUCGUGUCGUGCUUUGCGCUUCCGGCGCUGCUCUUUCGGAACAUGGUGCAGCUCCGGUUCGACAACGUAGUGUGGCCGUUCCUGUGGAGCGUUCUGAUCGCCAAGGUGUGUGUGUUCCUGCUGGUGUGUAUCCUGACGCUGAUGGUGGCCGGUCCGGAUGGUAGGUACGGUAAAGCGGGCCUGUUUUCCAUCUUCGCCACGCAGAGUAAUGACUUUGCGCUGGGAUAUCCCAUAGUGGAUGCUCUGUACCACGGGUCUCACCCUGACUACACCCAGUACCUGUAUCUGGUGGCUCCGGUGUCUCUGAUGCUGCUGAAUCCAGUGGGCUUUGCUCUGUGUGAACUCCAGCGUUGGAAGCAAAGCCCUGACCACAACCACAGCAAGCUGCACAUCGUCUCCACUGUCCUUCUCCGUGUGCUCAAGAAUCCGAUCGUGUUCAUGGUCCUGGUUGGGAUCGCCUCCCACUUCCUGUUUGGUGGACACGUCCCUCUGUUGUUGGGGGAGUUUGUGGAUGGAUUGGCCGAUUCGUUCGGAGGGGCUGCGCUCUUUUACCUGGGCUUGACGAUGGUGGGGCGGAUGAGUAAAAUUACUCGCUCAACAGGGGUCACCCUCAUUUUACUCCUCACGGCUAAACUUCUGUUGAUGCCACUGAUGUGUAAAGACAUCUUGGAGCUUCUGGACACACACAAUUCCACUUCUGUCAACCACACCGGUCUAUCAGACUACGCUUUCCUGUAUGGCAUUUUACCCACAGCACCCAGCGUGGCCAUUUACGCCAGUCAGUAUAACAUGCAGCUGGAGGUGGUGACCUCCGGUAUGGUUAUCAGCACGUUACUGUCUGCCCCUGUCGUGUACCUGUCUGCAUGGUUACUCUCCAUCCCCUGGAUGGAGGCGACGCACCUCAUCUCCGAGCUGCAGGAGGUCAGCUUUAACAUCAGCAUCGUCAGCAUCGUUGCACUGACGUGGACCGUCGCCGUCAUGGUGCUCAGCAAGAAGUUCAAGACGUUGCCUCAUAUGUUCACGACAAACCUUUUCCUCGCUCAGCUCCUGGUGUGUGUGUCGAUGAGCGUGUGGAAGUUUGCGGUUCAGCAGGAGAAUGUCCUGGGACAGAGCCUUACAUUCGCACUCCUAUAUGGAGCUUUGUACAGCACCUACAUGUGGACCGGUUUGUUAGCAUUCUCUCUCGCUCUGCUGAAGAAGAACGAACAGCUCAAAGUGUCACCCGUCGUCUUCAUCCUCCUCGGCUGGGGGUUGCCGUUUCUUGCCGUGGGCUUGUUGCUUGCGGCUGCUGAGAGAGUGAGUGAUAACGCCGAUGCUGCUUUUUUCUACGGCAAGUGGCAGAUCAUCAGCAGUGCUCUGGUUUUGAGCUUCAGUAUCUUCCUUGGUGGAGUGUCUCUGAUGGGCCUCAGCCAGGGUUCCCAGGAGGAGCAGAAUUACCAGAUCCUGGGGCAGAGCGUGAUGACGGGAACCACAGUGGACUUCCAAAUUCCAGUUCGAUCCGAGGACGACGGCUUGGAGUUCACACCAUCUCACAGCAGUACGUCUCACAGCAGUACGUCUCACAGCAGUACGUCUCACAGCAGUACGUCUCACAGCAAUACGUCUCACAACAGUCCGGUUGAUCCUUUUCCAGAUACUACAUCAGACCGUGUGCAUGACACACCAGCACCUCAAUCAGUCUCUUCAUCAGGUGUAGCACUGAAUGAAGCAUCGUCUUGUGUGCGUGUACAGACAGAGAGACAGGUGGCGCGUCAUGUGCUGCUCUGUCUUCUGCUGAUUGUCAGCCUGCUCGCAAACCUGUCCAGCUGCCUCUGGUGGCUUUUAAACAACGAUCCUGGACGGCUUUACCUCGAGCUGCAGUUCUUUUGUGCUGUAGCCAAUUAUGGGCAGGGUUUAAUAUCUUUCGGGCUUUUCGGGCUGGAUGAGGAUCUGAUCCUUUCACCGUUAAAAAGGAGACUGGCAGCUCUUUUGGGUGGAGUACAGGAACCCAUCAGAGCUCCAUCCACCGUUCCAGCCGAAGAGAUACGUCUGACUUGCACUCAGUUCGUCCGUUAUCAUAAAAAUCAGUGCGUGCAGGACAUAGUGCACAAGAGAAGGCGAACCGCCGCUCGUUUCCCGGCCUGCAAGCUUUGCGAUUGGUUACCGCGUGUAGGCGUGGUCAAAGACACAAAAAGGCACCGCUACUUUUAUAUGAGGCUCAGCUGCAGAAGGGCGGAGUCACGAUUUGUUUGCUACGUUCGUAGCAUUUCUCGGACGAGUGAGUCACAGCGACACACAGUGCGACGGAUUCGAACGAACGUUUUCUUCUUCUAAAAUCUUUCUUUUGCAUGGUGUGCCAAAGCUCAAUGAGAAUCAACGCUCCUUUUUAAAUUUUUUUUUAAUUAAACCAAGGUUUUAAAGAGCAGUGUUCGGUGUGUCAGCGAUUGUGCAAAUGGGCAUAAAAAUGUUGGUAAAAAAAAAUUUCUUCAAAUUGUGGCCAUUCUGCUGUGUGGCAGAAAUUGAAAAUGAAAUUAUGAUCAAAUGCAAAGUCUGCUGCUGAUAUCGUGUCUGAAUCCGUACUGGAUAGAGGUCGACCCGGAAAAACUAUCGGUAUGGAUUCAAUCAACUAUCGGCGCCGAUUAUUCCGAUGAAUCGGUCAACCUCUAAAACUGUCCAUUUGAUUGAUGUCAUGUAUCAUAGCACAAUAUUCAUGCACAUUACAUGCACUUACUCUGAAAACAAAAAAACUGCAGGUAUGCGACAAAUGUCUGAUACGGUGCUUACCGAUUAAAUGGGAUUUCCUCAGUGUAUAUUACAGGUCUACAGUGUAAGUGCAGUUUGUUUGUACAUUUAAUGAAGAUGCAAUUUCAUUUAUAACUUUGUAUCUAUAAGGUACGUUUUGGUAUUUUCUCUCAUCAGGGUUUUGUGUAUGCGCCGGUCGAAUCUCUCAGUGCUGGAAAAAUGUGAUCGAUCUCUCGUGUUAAUUUGACUGCUGAUAAAAUAGCUGCUGUCUUAUAUUUACUUGCCCGAUCGAUAUAAAUAUAUGCACCCAGGUGGAGGAUCACGUGGACCCGAGAUAAAGACUCUUCCAGAAUCCAUGAACAUUUGUUCAGGUGUUUCUUAAAUGAUGCAAUAAAUGUGCCACCUUACAUUA
Silurus meridionalis is the source of this 3529-nucleotide messenger RNA. It is a transcript of the gene gpr155b, whose product is annotated as G protein-coupled receptor 155b. The coding region runs from base 205 to 2709 and encodes 834 amino acids. The record is from RefSeq and is a predicted model, not a curated record. NCBI's taxonomy places the organism in Eukaryota, Metazoa, Chordata, Actinopteri, Siluriformes, Siluridae. Gene Ontology annotation, biological process: transmembrane transport. The transcript has 17 exons. Gene Ontology annotation, cellular component: membrane.